Messenger RNA from Brachypodium distachyon (stiff brome), 3746 nucleotides. RefSeq names its product pentatricopeptide repeat-containing protein At4g02750. Gene Ontology annotation, biological process: RNA modification. The transcript has 2 exons. Gene Ontology annotation, molecular function: protein binding; zinc ion binding; RNA binding. NCBI's taxonomy places the organism in Eukaryota, Viridiplantae, Streptophyta, Magnoliopsida, Poales, Poaceae. Bases 32 to 2284 code for a protein of 750 amino acids. The record is from RefSeq and is a predicted model, not a curated record.
GACGCACAAUUGCACUUUAGAAAACAAACAGAUGCUCCCUUCCCGCCCUCUCCUAGCCGCCGCGCGGCAGAAAAGCCACCGGCUCCCAGCCGCCGUAGAGGGCUGCUCCGGAAAGCUCGACGCGGAUGUGAUCCGGCGCAACAAGGCCAUCACGGCCCACAUGCGCGCCGGCCGCGUCGGCGAGGCCGAGCACCUAUUUGACGCCAUGUCCCGCCGCUCCACAUCCACCUACAACGCCAUGCUCGCCGGCUACGCCUCCAACGGACGCCUCCCGGUCGCUCUAUCCCUAUUCCGCUCCAUACCACGCCCGGACACCUUCUCAUACAACACUCUCCUCCAUGCCUUGGCGAUCUCGUCGUCCCUCACUGACGCGCGUAGCCUGUUCGACGAAAUGCCCGUGAAGGACUCAGUGUCGUACAACGUCAUGAUCUCGUCUCAUGCCAACCGUGGACUUGUAUCUCUUGCACGGAAAUACUUUGAUCUUGCCCCUGACAAGGAUGCUGUUUCAUGGAACGGCAUGCUUGCUGCAUAUGUCCGGAAUGGACGGAUUCAAGAAGCCAGGGAGUUGUUUAAUUCAAGGACAGAGUGGGAUGCCAUCUCUUGGAACGCCUUGAUGGCUGGGUAUGUGCAGUUAGGUAGGAUGGUAGAAGCACGAGAGCUUUUUGAUAGGAUGCCACAAAGGGAUGUCGUUUCUUGGAAUACUAUGGUGUCAGGUUAUGCGAGGGGAGGAUAUAUGGUGGAGGCUAGACGUCUGUUCGAUGUGGCACCUGUGCGAGAUGUAUUCACAUGGACUGCAGUCGUGUCAGGGUAUGCACAAAAUGGAAUGCUGGAGGAUGCCCGGAUGGUGUUUGAUGCCAUGCCUGAGAGGAACCCAGUGUCGUGGAACGCAAUGGUGGCAGCAUAUGUCCAGAGAAGGAUGAUGGAGAAAGCAAAGGAGCUGUUUGACAUGAUGCCCUGCAGGAAUGUGGCAUCAUGGAACACAAUGUUGACAGGGUAUGCCCAGGCAGGGAUGUUGGAUGAGGCAAGGGCAGUUUUUGAUGGGAUGCCACAGAAAGAUGCAGUCUCAUGGGCUGCAAUGUUGGCUGCAUACUCACAGGGUGGUUUGAGUGAGGAAACCCUACAACUGUUCAUCAAAAUGGGGCGGUGUGGUGAGUGGGUGAAUAGGUCAGCAUUCGCGUGUGUGCUGAGCACAUGUGCUGACAUUGCUGCACUUGAGUGUGGAAUGCAGCUACACGGGAAACUGAUUAAAGCUGGGUAUGGGUUGGGCUGGUUUGUUGGUAAUGCGCUAUUAGCUAUGUACUUCAAAUGCGGGAACACGGAGGAUGCUCGCAAUGCAUUUGAGGAGAUGGAAGAGAGGGAUGCAGUUUCAUGGAACACUGUGAUUGCAGGUUAUGCACGUCACGGUUUUGGCAAAGAUGCACUUGAGGUGUUUGAUACAAUGAGGACAACAUCCACCAAACCGGAUAAUAUUACUCUUGUUGGCGUACUUGCAGCAUGUAGUCAUUCUGGUUUGGUCGAGAAAGGCAUUUCAUACUUUCAUUCGAUGCACCGAGAUUUUGGUGUGACAGCAAAGCCUGAACAUUACACUUGUAUGAUAGACCUGCUUGGGCGAGCUGGACGAUUGGAUGAAGCACAGAAUCUUAUGAAGGACAUGCCAUUUGAGCCAGACGCUACCAUGUGGGGUGCAUUGCUUGGUGCAAGUAGGAUCCACCGCAAUUCUGAACUAGGCAGGAGGGCAGCUGAGAAAAUAUUUGAGUUGGAGCCUGAAAAUGCUGGCAUGUAUGUCUUGCUUUCAAAUAUAUAUGCAUCUUCUGGUAAAUGGCGUGACGUGGGGGAGAUGAGAAUUAUGAUGGAGGAACGCGGUGUGAAAAAAGUGCCUGGAUUCAGUUGGAUUGAAGUACAAAACAAAGUCCACACUUUCUCAGUUGGUGACUGUGUGCACCCUGAGAAGGAAAAGAUAUAUGCUUUCCUGGAGGACCUUGACAUGAGGAUGAAGAAAGCUGGGUACGUAUCAGCUACAGGAAUGGUUUUGCAUGAUGUGGAGGAGGAAGAGAAGGAGCACAUGCUAAAGUAUCAUAGCGAGAAACUUGCUGUUGCUUAUGGUAUUCUAAAUAUUCCUCUCGGGAGACCUAUUCGAGUAAUAAAAAACCUCAGAGUAUGUGGAGAUUGUCACAAUGCUUUCAAGUAUAUCUCUGCAAUUGAGGGCAGGUUAAUUAUACUCCGGGAUUCUAACCGCUUUCAUCACUUUAGAGAUGGUUCUUGUUCAUGUGGUGAUUACUGGUGAUUGUGGAGUAGAGUGUAGUGGGAAAUAUUCCUGAAAGAAACUGCAGUGGCAACAAAACAAUCAUGGAAUGCAGGAUGCAAACAAAGUAAGCAUUGUGACGAUUGGAUCUGGCCAUCCAGCCCAGCUUCUAGGCCAAGCACUGCUAAAAAUAUGCUUGUUAGCGACUUCCUGCAUUUGAGCUCGCAUUUCACGCGUGAGUGAUGUGAUGGGAGGGUGGGAGAAUCUACAUAUAGUACAUUUCCUAUCUCAUAUUAUGGAAACCUUGAGAUUGAGCAAGUAUCUGUGGACAAGUUUGUGAGGCGCAUGCCAGUUGCAAGAAAUUUGUACAGCAAGGUAUAACUCCCGAUAAUUUGUCAACAGCAGAACAUGUCAGUUUAGGAUACAAGUGUCUAACCACUUUGUUUUACUGUUACCUAGUAUGGCUUUCGAAUACUCAAGACUCAAGAGGAUGAUUCAAGGUUAGAUUUUCUCUGUUGAGCUCCAGUAUACCUGAUGUGAAAAGCAAUUGUGGAGACAUUUUGCCAUGGCAGUCAGAAUAACCCUGCCAAAAGAAUGGUACAUUUCAUGGGCCUACAUUACAUGAAGAGUUGUUGCAUUGCUGAUUGAGGAUGAAUUUCUGAUUGAUCUGCAUGGUGCAUGAUCAAUUAUUCAGUGCUAUCGAGUUACAAGAAGAUAUUAUCUGAAAUGUAUCAUGGUAACUGACCGAGCUGCUAUCAGCGAUGCAAGUAGCGAGGAGCAGGUCGGCUCUGUUUGUGUUCUCAAGCCGGAGAUUUUGUUCGGUUCAGUGUGUGCUUGGAUGGAUCUGUGGAACCUAUGUGCAAAUUUAUGCUAACAUAAUUUCAAGUUUUCCAAUAUAUUCUGUCAAAUCAAAAGGUUCACAUGGAAAAACAAACUACCAAAGGAUGGAAAGAGUUACCGAUGUAUUAGAUGUUACAACAGUUAAUGUUGUAUUUUGAUAGAUGAGCUGCAAGAAACGGUUGAUUAAAUCGACUAAUGUUUCUUGGUCCACACAGAAAAGAAAAGGUUACUUUCUCUGUUCCAUAAUUCUUGUCAAAAUAUUACAUGUAUCUAGACGCUUUUUAAGAAUAGAUACAUCCAAUUUUGAGCAAAUUUGAGACAAGAAUUAUGGAACGGAGGGAAUAGUUUUUUUCCUUCAUAUUCUGCCCUAUGUACAAGUGUUAUCACGCCAAAUGUAUGCGUUGUGAACAUCAAAACUUGGCAAAAUACAAGCAGGGAAGAAGGCUUGUGGAUGCCAUUAGAAUAAUAGGGCCUGGAAUAAUACUACUAUGUUCUGUAGGCACUUGCCUAAACUGGUACAUUUACUAGAGUUUAUUCUUGUACCGGCUGUACUAUACUAUUGCUAAAAGUCCCAUGUAGAUGCAACUUAUCCAGUUUAAUAGAGGACAAGAGCGAGCUAUUUGGUUUACUUCUGAUAUUGAUAAUACAUAAAGGCUUGAGAGUU